Molecule: messenger RNA, 876 nt
Organism: Colletotrichum chrysophilum
Lineage: Eukaryota; Fungi; Ascomycota; Sordariomycetes; Glomerellales; Glomerellaceae
Exons: 1
Coding region: 1-876 (291 amino acids)
Source: RefSeq, a predicted model, not a curated record
AUGGCUUUCCCGACCUUAGAUCCCAUGGCUAAAGUUGCGAAAGCAUCUCCUCCACGCUACGAUGAACCUUUCACAUGGGAGCACAAGCGCCUUCAAGGCUGGGGGGUGGUCCGGUUCACCUUUGGUAUUCUGUGGUAUUUGGUCAGGAAUCGUAUCCGCCAGAGGAAUCUCUUUAUCCCAGCUGCUUAUUUGGCAGAGCUGCGUAAGCGUGCCGAAGAGGAUCUUGAGAAGGACGGACAGGCAACGGAGCGUUUGAGUGAUGGGGAUAUCCUGACAGCAUGGCUGUCGCGUCUCGCAUGCUCCCACAUAAGCGAAAAGGGUACCUCAAAGCCCAUCUCUAUUUCUACAGCCCUGGAUCUCCGAGGCCGUCUUCAUGAAAACGAUAUGUCUCCAAACUUCGCUUACGUCUCGAAUAUUGUUGCAUACAACUGGACCAAUACGAACGCCCUCGAGCUCCUUCGCGGAACAUUCGGCAGGGCUGUGGCACUAGUUCGGAACUCAGUGAGGUCGCAGCUCACAGAUGCACAAGUUUAUGCCUCGACUCGUCUCACUUACAACGCCGUUGCAGAGAGUGGCAGCACAAAGCAGUUUACUGAGCCAAACGGCUUUGUGGUCUCCGUGUCUAAUGUGUCCAAGGCGAGAUUCCAUGAAGUCAUUGACUUCAGUCCAGCUAUCAAAGACGGUGGCAGUGAUGAGAUUCGGACAACACCGAGAGGCAAGAUCGUGUGGCAGUGCAACACCCCGAAGAUGAAGAUGCACCCACCGUGUCUGAUCUACAUACAGGGCAAGGACCAUGGUGGCAACUAUCUCGCACAGAUGUUGGUCUCUGAAAAGACCUGGCGCCUGAUCGAGAAGGAAAUAGAAUUCUCAGUCUGA